AUGGAUCAGAUUCAGGCCCCUGCCAGAUGUCUGUUCCCAAAGUACACAGCUUCCUCUGCACAGAUCAACAAAACUCCGACGAAAAACCCAGUGGCCAAAUCCCCAGUUCCCUUCUCCAUCGGGGACAUCAUGAAGUCUGUCAGUAUCCACAGCCAUCGGGAUGGAGUACUUGGUAAAACUCAGAUAACCGACUCUAGCCGAGUCGGGGCCACAAACACUAGCUUUCCGUUAGAGGAAUCACACGAGUUGGAUCAAGCGAUUGUGACAACCAAGCAAGGCCUGCAGCUUGAGCACCUUCUUCUCCACCAGAAAUCAGACUCUCCAAGGACAGUUGACCUUCACCGUACAUCCUACAACCCCUUUAUCACCUUCCUUGACAGAUCCAUUAUACAAAACACCCAAGGAAGACCCGCUGCUCCUCCAAUGGCACUGAAUCUGAGUCUCCACCACCUCCAGUCCUGUCCAGAGCUGCCCUUUCCCAGUGUCCAGUCAUGCCCAGAACUGUCAAAUACCAGUAUGAACUCCCAACAUCAGCAGAGGACUUGUCAGCCAGAUACCAAUAUUGGGAAUAAGAUGUCUUCUCCAUCAAGUGAUGUUUGUGAUGAUCUCAUCGACGUGGAGAGCACCAGUCCAAAUGGAAGUACUGCUUCCAGUGGUUUCUACAGCAACCCGAGCCCAACUCCCAGCUCUGACAGUUCCUCUAUGUCAGGGCGAACCUCCCCCAAUGCUCAGGAAGAAGUUUGUGUCUCAGAGCGAACCUCUCCCAGUACUCAGGAGGAAGAUCGAGUCUCAGAGCGAACUUCCCCGAAUACUCAAGAGGAAGAACGUGUUUCAGCGAACCUGAGGAAGAACUACACCAAGAAGCAAGUGAGGCGGUUGAAGCAGGUGUUUCUGGAGAACAAAUACCCGGAUGUAGAGCUGUAUGAAGAUCUGUCUCAGGAGCUGGAUAUUCCAGUACAGAGACUUAAGGUGUGGUUCCAGAACAGACGAGCACGCAACAAAAGAGCCUCCGAUUCCAGAAUAAAGAACUACUCCCUCCACCAGCAGAACAUGGCCGCCAUGUUGUCGUCUGCUCCAGGAUACGGGUACUUGUCUCCCAUGAUGCACCAGUCCGUGAACCAGUAUCCAGUACCCCAUGUACCAAUGAUGUACCCGCCCAGUCUGUACCCAGGGUACCCCUACCCGUUCCACUAUCAGCAGUGA
This is a messenger RNA of Haliotis rufescens (red abalone), 1203 nucleotides long. RefSeq names its product segmentation polarity homeobox protein engrailed-like. Gene Ontology annotation, molecular function: DNA-binding transcription factor activity, RNA polymerase II-specific; DNA binding. Bases 1 to 1203 code for a protein of 400 amino acids. The transcript has 4 exons. The record is from RefSeq and is a predicted model, not a curated record. NCBI's taxonomy places the organism in Eukaryota, Metazoa, Mollusca, Gastropoda, Lepetellida, Haliotidae. Gene Ontology annotation, biological process: regulation of transcription by RNA polymerase II. Gene Ontology annotation, cellular component: nucleus.